Molecule: messenger RNA, 436 nt
Organism: Gigantopelta aegis
Lineage: Eukaryota; Metazoa; Mollusca; Gastropoda; Neomphalida; Peltospiridae
Product: 60S ribosomal protein L35a-like
Exons: 5
Coding region: 36-407 (123 amino acids)
Biological process (GO): cytoplasmic translation; ribosomal large subunit biogenesis
Cellular component (GO): cytosolic large ribosomal subunit; ribosome
Molecular function (GO): structural constituent of ribosome
Source: RefSeq, a predicted model, not a curated record
CCUUUUUAGCUGAACCGUAUUUUGGGUCGGGCAAGAUGGUAGAGACCCAGCCUCAAGUGAAUCCUCCAAAGAAAUCUGGCAGGUUGUACUGCAAAGCCGUUUUCACUGGGUACAAACGUGGUCUGCGUAACCAGCAUGAGAACACUGCGUUGUUGAGAAUCGAGGGAGUCCAGGAGAAAAAGGAAACCGAGUUCUACCUGGGCAAGAGAUGUGCUUACGUUUACAAGGCAAAGAGGAAAACUGCUUGCCCCGGACACGACAAGGCGAGUAGAAUUCGGGUGAUCUGGGGGAAGAUCACACGUUCACACGGCAACAGUGGGGCGGUCCGCGCCAAGUUCAGGAAGAACCUUCCUGCUAAAGCCAUGGGCCGGAGAGUGCGUGUGAUGCUGUAUCCAUCAAGAAUCUAAGCAGUAACAAAAAUAAACAAUAAAUAAUG